UGAGCUAUGGAUCUUAGGCGUGUCUGCAAGAGCCGCCAUGUUUCCUCAUGACGUCACCAAACGGGAAGUGAGCUCGUUGUUCUCCACGGUUUGCUGUCUGUGUGCGGAGCUGGAGGCUCGUGGACCAGAAGAACUCUUCAUCCUCCUCCUCCUCCUCCUCUUCCUCGCGGAUCAUGGACGGAAAUCAGAGUUCACUUCCUCUUUCAGCGGCUCGGAGAAUAUGAGCACGUCCAACCUGUCCACAGUGGAUGGCACUGAUAGGCUGUGUGUUUCUGAGCGCGCUCAGUGUGUCCCAUCUCGGGUUCUUCACUUGCGUCAGCUUCCGCCUGACGUCUCUGAACAGGAAGUGCUAGCUCUGGCGCUUCCUUUCGGCCGAGUUAGUAAGCUGAUAACGUUAAAGGCCAAAAACCAGGCAUUUGUAGAAAUGGCGUCGGAUGAAGCUUCUGUUGCCAUGGUGAACUACUACACUUCGGCCCCACCCACCGUCAGGAACCAGCCAAUCUUCAUUCAGUACUCAAACCACCGCGAGCUCAAGACCGACAAUCUGACCAAUCAGAGGGUGGCGAUGCAGGCCAUCAGUGCAGCAGCAUUGCAUCCUGGGAAUAUGGCAUCAGGAGGAGAGGGGCGGGGCUUAAUUUUUGGUCAGAGUCCCGUCCUGAGAAUCAUCGUUGAGAAUCUAUUUUACCCGGUGACCCUGGAGGUCCUGCAGCAGAUCUUCAGUAAGUUCGGCUCUGUGUUAAAAAUCAUCACGUUCACCAAAAACAAUCAGUUCCAGGCUCUGCUACAGUUCAGCGAUGCCGUGCACGCUCAUCACGCCAAGGCUUCUCUGGAGGGUCAAAACAUCUAUAACGGCUGCUGCACGCUGAGGAUCGACUUCUCCAAACUGAGCGCGCUCAACGUGAAGUACAACAACGACAAGAGCCGAGACUUCACCCGCACCGACCUCCCCACGGGAGAGCUCGACCCCGCCGCAGCGUUCGGUGUAGCUCUGCCUCCGUACGGAGCCGCAGCGUUCCCACCCACCUUCCACCAACACACAGGUCUGGCGAUGGCGCCCGUCCACGGCUCGUUGGUGUCUCCUCCUCGUGUCUCCCUGCAGGUGGCGCCUCCCGGUGUCCACUCUGUGCUGCUGGUGUCCAACCUGAACCCAGAGAGCGUGUCUCCUCAUGGCCUCUUCAUCCUGUUCGGUGUUUACGGGGACGUUCAGCGGGUGAAGAUUCUCUUCAAUAAGAAGGAGAACGCUCUCGUUCAGAUGAGCGAUGCCACUCAGGCUCAACUUGCGAUGAGUCACCUGAACGGCCAGCGUCUCCAUGGAAACGUGAUCAGGGUGAUGCUGUCCAAACACCCCGUGGUGCAGCUACCCCGCGGGGGGGCGGGGCAAGAAGAGCAGGUGCUGACCCGAGACUUCUCAGGCUCCGCCCUCCACCGCUUCAAAAAACCCGGAUCCAAAAACUUUAACAACAUCUUCCCUCCAUCCGCGACACUUCACCUCUCCAACAUCCCCUCGUCGGUCAGCGAGGACGUGUUGAAGGAUUUAUUUUGCUCCAGUGGAUUCACAGUGAAAGCCUUCAAGUUUUUCCAGAAGGACAGGAAGAUGGCUCUGAUCCAGCUCGCAUCUGUAGAGGAAGCCAUUGAGGCUCUGAUUGCCCUGCACGACCACCAACUUGACCACAACCAGCACCUCCGAGUCUCUUUCUCCAAGUCCACCAUCUGACCCCCAGUCCUCUGAAGAGUCCACCAACUGACCCCAUUCCUUCUCCCAAGUUCUUCAUCUGGCCCCGAGUCCUCCUCCAAGUAGACCAUCUGACCCCGAGUCCUACUCCAAGUGGACCACCUGACCCAAAGUCCUUUUUCAAGUCUGACAUCAGACGCCGGUCCUCUACCGAGUUCAUCAUUUGACCCCAAGUAAUCAAGGUACCUUUCCCAAGUCCACCAUCUGACCCUGAGUCCUUCUCUAAGUCCACUAUCUGACCCGAGUCCUUCUGAGUCCAGGUCCAGUGGGAACAAACGGACCAAUGGGAGCGCUCUCCAUGCCUAUGAACUCUCUGACAUCACAGUGACGGAUGAUGACACUCAGCGUGGGGGGCGUUUCCUUGGCGACACAGGUUACAGAGCACAUUCCUGAGCUGACCCGGUGGUGCAUUGUGGGUAGUGGAGUCCAGCAGGGAGUUAAAGUGAAGUGAACUUUUUCUGUUACAGAACGGGAAGCAGAAAAAAACCUUUUUCACAUUUUCAGAACUUUUCAAGCAAUUUUUUUUUUUUUUCUUGUCGUUUUUAAAGAGACGCGGCGUGGAGUGACAUUCUGAAAACUCUGAAGUUUUUUUAUUUUCACAAAGAAAACAAUUAUCAGAUUUCUUUUAACUGUUUUUAUUUAAACAGCGUUUUUCACAAACGUUAGAAAAACAAACGUGUGAAUCAUUUUAAAAUAUUGUUGAUUUUUAUGUGGUUAUUCUUUUAUUCAGAACGUUUUCGAACCUCAGCGACGUCGACGUGCCUUCGCCAUCGGCACCUCCUCCUGCUGUCUGUCGGACUGAAGUCUUUUUAUUUCUUUUUCAUGAGCUGUUGUUGAAUUUUCUGUUUCUGCUAAACUCUUUCUGUGCCUUAUUUUUCUGGAUUCUUCUGCCGGUGGUUUCUCGGUUUGUUGGUUAUUUAAUCAUGUAUGUAUUUAUACUGUACAAACACACAGUGAUGUUAAGCCCCGCCCCUACCUGAACGUAUGUGUGUGUGUGUGUGUGUGUGUGUGUGUGUGUGUGUGUGUGUGUGUGUGUGUGUGUGUGUGUGUGUGUGUGUGCGUGUGUGUGUGCGUGCGCGUGCGUGCGUGCGUGCGUGCGCGCGCGCUGUGAUUACUUUUUCUUAUUCCAAUCAAACAUGUUUUUUUUUUCAUUUAAAAUAACUUUAAAUUUUGGUCUGAUGUUUUGUUUUAAAAGAGGAAGUAAGCCACUAAAAACAGGAAGUCUGCCUUCUGACCUCUGACCUUCUGUUUGAAUCGUGCAGAGCGUAAACAGGGCUUGUUGAUUAAUUUAUUCUUAAGAGUUAAGACGUGAAGAAAACUCGUGUUUGACCCUUCUAGGCAUCCGUAGAAAACAAAAACAAAUUAUUUGAUGCAUUUUUUUCUCUAAAUUAUUUAAAACAUCAAAACAUUUGAUCAGGUUGACCUGACGUCAGGGCUCAGUCUUCAAGUCUUGGUUCUUUAAAAAGUGGGCGGGUUCAGACAAAACCAAAGUUUUUGUGCCUUUUAAUUGGACCAAUUCCUUCUUCAAUAUGACAUCACUUCCUGUUUAAAAGGCUUUCCGAAUGUUGUUUACUUGUUGCAGGAUUUGAGAGCAUCUCCUCGUUCUGAACGUGAAACAUUGGAUGUUUUUACGUCUUUCAAUGUUUAAAGGAACAAAAGUUAAUCUUGAAGUCGACCUGUUCUGAUCUCCGCUUUAAACUCACAUCGAGCGUCACAAAAUGGAUGCUCAAACUGAGGGCGCACUCACACUCGCCAGCUCCCUUACGAAACAUGACCCCCCCCCCCCCCCCCCCCCUGCUGACCUGCACUCACACUGCUCCAGGACUAACCGGGUCUGAGCGUGUAGCGCUGCCAGGACGUUUGCUUUAUUAUUUACACUUUUUGAGCACUUCAAGAGAGACGAUGAAAACCAACGCACUCAGGAAUAGUUCUGAUGGUUCGAUUGAUUCACAGCGUGCACAGAGUGAAACUCCACCUUAACUUUUCUGUCCACUAGCGGCCGCAGCCUGUAUGAUAGCAGCACGGUGGAUUAGCUCUGGUCCAGGUUCUGGUCCAGAACAUGACGAACUCUUCACAGACUUUGGGGCGAAUUCCGAGUCGUUCUGUUCAGUGACGUCCCACUAACACUCUGGGAUUUCUGGAUAAUGGACGCAGGGAUCAAUUAUACUUCAUGUCCACGUUGUGUUCCCGUGCUCGUGAGCGACCAUACCGUGUACCAAGCACUGCCAUCAGUGCUCGAGCCCUCGCACUCCACAGACGAACUUGACUAUGGGGGUCAAACAGGCUUGGGCACGUUACGGCUUGUCUAGUGUGAGUGCGCCCUGAAGGUAAACGUACAUCAAGUUAUCCCAGGAUGAAUCUGCAGAGGGCGCUAAACGCCUUGUUCUGCUAAUCACGCCCCAGACGGCUUCAAGCCUCUCCGCAGGGCGCUGAAACCUCUUAGAGGACGCUCUCCUCCCCUCUCUACAAGGAACACGUUGAGUAACGAUUACUCAAAUACCCGAGAUGGUUACUUUUUAACACAAAGUGUUAAACAAAGUCAAAGACUUUGACGACCUCUGAUGACCUCCUGUAUGAUGCUGACCUGUUAUGUGUUAAAGGAACUCCUUCUGAUUGGUCAGCUCUCUGGAAGCCUCUAAGAGGGGCAGAACGCUGCAGGGCUGCCAAGGGAGGGCUGCUCUCCAUAGCUGGGUAACACGUGAACAUAUUAACGUUACAUGUUUUAUUUAAAGUCACAUUCACUCUGAACGUUUGUUUCAUUUGAACGAUUUGACUCUGAAAGACCGACGUGAGAAAUAUUUGAACUCUUUCUGGAGUUUUAUGGAAACAUUAAAAUUUAAAUGUUUUAAUUUAUUUCAGAUUCAUGUUGAAAGUUUUUUAUUCUUUUCGAUCUGAAUGUAUCGUUUAGUUUUUGAUGCUGAUGAAUGUAAACUUGUGGUGCAUUGUGGGAGCAGCUGGGACCUUUAAUAUUAUAAUCGUCAUGAAUAUUUUUCAUAUUGUAUCAGUGCAUGAAGGGGUCUGUUUGGUAACUUUUAUUCUUAAAGUGUGACAGGAAGUUGUAGCAUGACUCACUGAAUAAAUUAAUCACUUUACAA
This is a messenger RNA of Labrus bergylta (ballan wrasse), 4827 nucleotides long. Its product is annotated as polypyrimidine tract-binding protein 3-like. Gene Ontology annotation, biological process: regulation of RNA splicing; mRNA processing. Lineage: Eukaryota; Metazoa; Chordata; Actinopteri; Labriformes; Labridae. The record is from RefSeq and is a predicted model, not a curated record. Gene Ontology annotation, cellular component: nucleus. Gene Ontology annotation, molecular function: mRNA binding.